AAGGAUCCUACAGCUGUAGAAAGAGCAAAUUUACUGAACAUGGCUAAAUUGAGUAUCAAAGGACUCAUUGAAUCAGCUUUGAGCUUUGGCCGAACUCUGGAUUCUGACUACCCACCUUUGCAGCAGUUCUUUGUUGUCAUGGAGCACUGCCUGAAGCAUGGUCUUAAAGUAAGAAAAUCCUUUCUAAGUUACAAUAAAACCAUCUGGGGUCCUCUGGAACUUGUGGAGAAAUUAUAUCCAGAAGCUGAGGAAAUAGCAGCAAGUGUCAGAGACUUGCCUGGCCUUAAUGAAUUUUAUGAGUAUCAUGCACUAAUGAUGGAGGAGGAAGGAGCAGUUAUUGUUGGGCUGUUAGUUGGGUUGAAUGUAAUAGAUGCUAACCUGUGUGUGAAGGGAGAAGACCUAGAUUCACAAGUUGGGGUGAUUGAUUUCUCUGUGUAUUUAAAGAGUGAUGAUGACAUUGGAGGUAAGGAAAGGAAUGUACAGAUUGCUGCAAUUUUGGACCAAAAGAAUUAUGUUGAAGAACUAAACAGACAACUGAAUAGCACAGUUAGCAGUCUACAUGCAAGAGUUGAUUCACUAGAGAAAUCAAACACUAAACUGAUCGAAGAGUUAGCAAUAGCCAAAAACAAUAUAAUUAAACUCCAGGAAGAAAACCACCAAUUAAGGAGUGAAAAUACUCUUAUUUUAAUGAAAACACAGCAUCAUCUGGAGGCAACUAAAGUGGAUGUUGAAGCAGAACUUCAGACAUACAAACACUCCAGGCAGGGUUUAGAUGAAAUGUACAAUGAAGCACGUAGACAGCUUCGAGAAGAAUCACAACUUCGACAAGAUAUGGAGAAUGAGUUAGUGGUUCAAGUUAGUAUGAAACAUGAGAUAGAACUUGCCAUGAAGUUGCUGGAGAAGGACAUCCAUGAGAAGCAGGAUACCCUCAUAGGCCUUCGGCAGCAGCUGGAUGAAGUUAAAGCAAUUAACAUGGAAAUGUAUCAAAAGCUGCAGGUUUCUGAAGAUGCUAUGAAAGAAAAGAAUGAAAUAAUUGGUCGAUUAGAGGAUAAGACUAAUCAAAUUAAUGCAACUAUGAAACAACUAGAACAAAGUGACAAAGAUCUGUUAACUCAAACUAGGACUAUUGCAAUGUCAUUCGUCAAAUGUGCCAGCAAUGAAGCUCAGCACCAGUAUAAACUUGUCAAAGACAUAUCAUUCUGAAAGCUCCUCCAGAUCUGUUGUGUUUAAAUAAUCACUGAUAAAAUAUAACUUAAGAAAUUUAAAAUUACAACUUUAAAUAUAAAGUGGUAUUAGAAAUCCUGCACUGUAACUGAUCGUAGCUGGGUUCUGUUUCGUUUUCUGUAAGAACAUCA
Nestor notabilis (Kea) is the source of this 1355-nucleotide messenger RNA. RefSeq names its product RUN and FYVE domain-containing protein 2-like. The transcript has 11 exons. Gene Ontology annotation, cellular component: cytoplasm. The record is from RefSeq and is a predicted model, not a curated record. Lineage: Eukaryota; Metazoa; Chordata; Aves; Psittaciformes; Psittacidae. The coding region runs from base 40 to 1203 and encodes 387 amino acids.